CUCAUUCCACUGUAUCUCGUGACGUGACGAAGAAUAAACCACACACAAUCGGGGAUAAAGAGAGACUCCCGUCCCUUUUUCGUGUAUAUAAAUUUUUUUGUGUUUCAUCAACUAGUCAUCCCCGUCAACAGUUCAGUUGCUGAUCGUCGUGACAACGAAACACUACGCGGAACGUCAUAACGCUCUUCAUUCUUGAUUAUUCUUUAUAUAUUUAUUUGUUUAUAAAUAUUUAAUAAAAAUUAUUUAUAUUAUUAUUAUAAAUAUAUUGUUCGACAAUUAUUGUGAUUUAAAAUAUUUUUUUUUUUGUUCAUUUAUGAUUCAUUUAUUUUUUUUUUUUUUUCGAAUUGUUUUGAUUGUCUAAAAAAUUUGUGAAAUUAUAUAUACAAGUGAAGGUAUUUUUAUUAAGUGAAGUUUAUUAUUUUGUUUUAAAUUUUAGUAAUAUAUUGACUGUCGUGUGCAACGAAUUUUCUUGAUUGAAACUUGAUUUUGUUUGCUUUCAAAUUUUUUAUAAAAUCAUUUAUUUGGUUGUUUAUUUUAUGCUGAAGGAAAACGUGUGAGGAUCAGUGAGAGAAAAAAAAAUAUAUAUAUGUGUAUCCUGAUGUGAACAAAGUCUCGAUUACAAUAGAGAAGUGGAGGGUUGAUGAAGCGAAUGGACCACGAGACUGGAGGCUACGUACCUGAAAUUUGAUACUGCAAUUAUUCAAAGGCAGAAUUUACAAAACUGGAUUUAAUCGCGUGACAUAAAAGUUUUGCUGCCGUCGCUUGCCAAAUUACCUAUUCACUCAGCAUUGUUUUACAAAAAUCUGCCGUCGCAACCCAGACAUAAUCAAAGAAUGCAGUUUAACAAGAAAAAAAAAACUAAAUAAAUAUUUUUAUUAUUUCUAAUAAUAAAUUUUCUAAAAAAUAAAUUAUCCAAAUACCAAUGAAAGUGCAGUCGAUAAAUAAUAAUAUUGUAAAUCAAUAGAGUUUUGCAUAAAAUUAAUAUUCAAGUGAAAUAUAUAAUAAUAAGCGUCGGUUGUGUAAAGAACACAUAAGCUUAUAUUUAUGCAAUAAUAAAAAUAUUAUUAAUACCGUCGCACAGUAAAACUCUUGAAAAACAAAAAAAAGAAAAGUGUAAAUAUUUACACUCGACUGUGUAAUUAAAUUUAUUAAAAAAAUAAUAACAAGAUAAAAACAAAAAUAUAAUUUUCCAAUUGUAUUAAAUAUUGCUAAGAAUUGUUAUUGUUAAUUUGAAAAAAAAAAUCAAUACAAAUGAAAUGAUAAUUUAAACAAUCAAAAUUCAGCCAAAAGAGCAAAAGAUGCCGCAGCGAUCGCCAUUUGCGAUACAAGAGCUGCUUGGUUUAAAUGGAACUGGAAAUGGAAGUGGUGGUCAAGAUCGUGGAUCACCACAAAGUUCACCAACAGCUGGAAUAUCAGCAGUGUCAUAUGCACCAACAGCAACACAUCAUAAAAUAUGGGAUUACAUGCCAAGUCUUACAAAUCACCUUGGAAAUCUUGGAAAUUUGGGUAAUUUGGGUAAUUUAACAGCAUCACGUAUGGCAUAUUUAAAUGCACAAGCAGCUGUUGCAGCAGCAUUUUUACCACCACCACAUCCACAUCCAGCUCAUCAUGUACCACAUCAUCAGGUACAUCAACCUGGUCAAUUACAAUCAUCAUCAAGUAUCAAUGUACAUCCAUCAGCAGCUCAUUCACAACAUGGUUUAUCUGGUACAUCUGUAUCAUCAAAUCAUCAUCAUCAUCAACAUAGUCCAAGUCAUCAACAUACACCACCACAUGGAUUUUCACAGUCCAAGAGUAACUUCUCAAGUCCAAGUCCUGGUAUUGGACAUAGCAUCGAGUCAGGCAAAGAUUUCACAGUCGAUGGUCUAUCAGGUUUCAGUAAAAAAAAAAAGAAAAAACGUCGUCAUAGCUCCAGGACGAUCUUCACGUCACAGCAGCUGGAGGAGCUGGAAGCUGCAUUCAAAGAAGCUCACUAUCCUGAUGUUUAUGCACGUGAAAUGUUGAGUCUACGAACGGAUUUACCUGAAGACAGAAUACAGGUUUGGUUUCAAAAUCGAAGAGCGAAAUGGCGUAAAACGGAGAAGUGUUGGGGUAGGAGUACCAUAAUGGCGGAAUACGGUCUGUAUGGUGCAAUGGUAAGGCACUCCCUUCCACUACCAGAAACCAUUCUCAAGAGUGCCAAAGAGAAUGAGUCUGUCGCACCAUGGUUACUCGCGCAAUCGUCUAAGACAAGCGGCUUUAGUCAAGAUUACGAAACUAAUCAAGAAAUGAUUGACUGUGGCCCCGUAGGGAUGCACCGAAAGUCCAUUGAGGCAGCGGAGCAUCUCAAGUCGGGUGGUGAAGACAGUGGUAAUGAUCAUGCGGGUAGCAGUGGAUCACCACCACAUCAUCCACAUAAUCAAGGUGGUCCAACCAGUUCAGAGAGUGGUCAAGAGAGUCAAGAUGGCAUGGGAACAACAUCAACAUCCACAACAACAACCACAGGUGUCGUUCAAGAUACAGAACAACUUAGAAAUGAAAGUAUUGCAUGUUUGAGAGCAAAAGCACAACAACACCAAUUGCAAUUGAGUUUACAACCAGCAGCAAGUGCUGUAUCAACAACAGCAUCAACACCAACACAAUCCGGAAAUACGUCAUAUCCGACAGCUUCAUCGGCAACCACACUUCAUGCUUCAGUUUAAUUUAAAAUUUAAUUAAUUCAUAAAUCAAUCAAUCAAUUUUCAUCUAUUAACAAAUGAAAUAAACUUUGUUACUUAAUGAUCCAGUUAUUUCAAUUAUCAAAAUACUCUCAGCUAAUGUUUAUCAAUUUCCAUAUAUUAGUAUAUGAUAUCUGAAAUUACAUUAUUUAAUUUCCAAUGAUUUUAUUAUGUUUAUUUUUAUAUUUAAAAAUACAACAACAAAUUUAUUCUAAUGGCAUUGAAGAAUAGGCCUAAAUAAUUAAACAAAGCAUACAAAAAUGUCUUUCAUUAUUUUGUAUAA
Molecule: messenger RNA, 2979 nt
Organism: Aphidius gifuensis
Lineage: Eukaryota; Metazoa; Arthropoda; Insecta; Hymenoptera; Braconidae
Product: visual system homeobox 2-like
Exons: 8
Coding region: 1299-2681 (460 amino acids)
Biological process (GO): regulation of transcription by RNA polymerase II
Cellular component (GO): nucleus
Molecular function (GO): sequence-specific double-stranded DNA binding; DNA-binding transcription factor activity, RNA polymerase II-specific
Source: RefSeq, a predicted model, not a curated record